Molecule: messenger RNA, 1942 nt
Organism: Gallus gallus (chicken)
Lineage: Eukaryota; Metazoa; Chordata; Aves; Galliformes; Phasianidae
Gene: NDUFAF3
Product: NADH:ubiquinone oxidoreductase complex assembly factor 3
Exons: 5
Coding region: 176-1432 (418 amino acids)
Biological process (GO): mitochondrial respiratory chain complex I assembly
Cellular component (GO): mitochondrial inner membrane
Source: RefSeq, a predicted model, not a curated record
GCCCCGCGGCGGAGCGGUUCGCUGACCGACAGCGGCGCUGCCCGUGGCACCUGCCCGGGGGUGGCACAGUGCGGGCGCCCCUCUCGGUCACCCGACGCCCCCGUUCCCCGCCGAGCCCUUAGGGAGGAGGGGACCGCCGGGCCCGCGGCGGUGCGGGGUCAGCGCCGCGGGGGCGAUGCGGGGCUCCCCCAGCCCACGCGUGGGCACGGCUCUGCUCGCACGGCCGCAGCCCGGGGGCGCUGCCCCGUUCCUGCGGUCCCGCGGCCCCGUGGCGGAGCGCCGCGGUUUUUCGGUCGCCCUCGAGGGACCCCCGCGGGGUCGCCCCGACGCCGCUCACCUCCGCACGGCGGCACCCGCAGCUCCGGCGCGGCCGCUCCGUGGUGGCCCCGGCGGCGCGGGUCUGGGGGACCCCCGGGCGGAGCGGGGCUCCGCGUUCACCCCUUCGCGGCGGUGCCGCCCGCUUCCCCUUCCCGACGCUGCCGGUUUCGCUUUUGCUCCGCAGCCGGGGCCAAAGCCCGCCCCGGGCGGACCCGGCACCGGCGGAGCCGCCCGCCGCCCCGGGAACCCCCCGCAGCCCGGAGCGGAGCCGCCCCCGCGGGACCCCAACCCCACGCCGCGGUGCGGGGCCGCGCCGCCCGCCGAGCCCCCCGUGUGCGCCCCCCCCCCCCUCCCCCGCGCUUCCCUCCACCCCUGCUUGGGGCGCACCGAGCGCGCCUCACAGGUGCCGGUCGCACUGGGCGGGCGGAGCGGGGCACGGCCCCGCCGCCCUCGCGCCGCCUCCGCGGGCGCCCCACGGCCCCGAACCCGCGCGUGGAGCCGGGGCGCGGCGGUAGCGCCGGCGGCGGCCGCGAGGGGGCGCCCUGCGGGGCCGCGCGCCGCUUCCGGGAGCGGCGGAGUCAUGGCGGCGGCGCUGCGGCGGUUGUGCCGUGCGGGUCCGCGGGCCGUCACAGGGGCGCCGCGCCGCGGGCACCGCCUGACGCCGUCGGACGACGAGAUGUACCAGCGGACGCGGGUGACGGUGCUGCAGCCCGAGAGCCCCAACGUGGCCUUCAUCGAGGGCUACAGCGGCCGCGGGUUCAGCAUCAGCGGCAGCGUGGUGGUCGGGCCGUGCGCCGUGCUGCCCCGCGCCAUCCUGCAGUGGAACGUCGGAUCGCACCGCGACAUCUCUCUGCAGAGCCUGGCGCUGUUCCGUCUGCUGGAGCCGCGGAUAGAGAUCCUGGUGCUGGGCACGGGGGACAGAGUGGAGCAGCUCCAUCCCGCCGUGCUGAGACAGAUGCGGCUGUGCGGGAUCGCCGUGGAGGUGCAGGACACGCCGAACGCGUGCGCCACCUUCAACUUCCUGACGAGCGAGAAGCGCCUCACGGCCGCCGGCCUCAUCCCCCCGCGGGGCGCAUACACGGGGCUCACAGCGCUGCCCGCGGCCACGGACUGAGCGCCUCUGCCCUCACCCACCCGCAGCGCCGGGGCCGCCCCACGCCGAGCGCCGCCGCUGCGGGCGGAGAAACGCUGCAGGAUGGACGGUGGGAGCCCAACUGCUGGCUCAGUGCCGCCUCUCGGUGUUGGAGUGCUGUAGGGCCGUGCCUGGGGGCUGCACGAGGAGAAUACACAUAAAGCAGAAGUACAAAGCGAUCACGGAGUGGUUAACGCUCAGCGAAGGCGGGCUGUGAUGAGCUGUUAGGCUCGGUGCGCCCACCACCCUGCAGAGCCGCCCAGGGGCCGCGGAUGGAGGGCUGCAGCUCGUUGGGCUGGGGGUGAGGUGUGGGAGCCGCCCCCAGGCUCUCCUCCGGGCUUUGGGGCUCCCUGCUGAGCACGGAGCUGCUGCAGGACGCUGCGAUGUCUGCCCUCCUCCCUGCAGGUGAAUGAGUGCAUGGCACUGAUACGGCUGCCAUGCAAUUCCAGGUUCUGGUUUUCGCAUACGCAAAUGUAAUUUGACAUCACCGUG